Molecule: messenger RNA, 891 nt
Organism: Theileria equi strain WA
Lineage: Eukaryota; Apicomplexa; Aconoidasida; Piroplasmida; Theileriidae
Product: fibrillarin, putative
Exons: 6
Coding region: 1-891 (296 amino acids)
Biological process (GO): rRNA methylation; box C/D sno(s)RNA 3'-end processing
Cellular component (GO): box C/D methylation guide snoRNP complex; nucleolus; small-subunit processome
Molecular function (GO): histone H2AQ104 methyltransferase activity; rRNA methyltransferase activity; RNA binding
Source: RefSeq, a predicted model, not a curated record
AUGAUAGACAGAGGAAAAGGGGGAUUCAGAGGCGGACGUGGCGGUGUAAAUAAACCUAGAGGAGGGCGCGGUUUUAAAGGGGGCCGCAGCGGCCCUGGACAUUCAGGGAGAAAGGGCCUUGGUGCUGGUGGAUCCAACAAGGCGAUUGUCAUCCCUCAUCGUUUUUCUGGUGUAUAUAUUGCAAAGGGGAAGUCAGACGCCCUAGUAACCAGAAACAUGGUAGUGGGAGAAUCCAUCUACGGCGAAAAACGCAUUGAAAUUGCAGUUAGCUUUUUAUUUUCUAGAUUCAUGCAUUUUAUUCAGAAUGAUGAUGGUGAAAAGAUUGAAUACAGAAUGUGGAAUCCGUUUCGUUCCAAAUUAGGUGCCACAAUCAUCGGAGGUGUCGCCAACAUGCCCAUUGGAGUGGGAAGCAAGGUAUUGUAUCUAGGAGCUGCAAAUGGAACAACAGUGUCCCAUGUUUCCGAUAUGGUUGGUCCGACUGGCGUUGUCUACGCGGUAGAAUUCUCCCACAGAUCAGCAAGGGACCUCACCAAUAUGGCAAAACGCAGGCCUAAUAUUGUGCCAAUUGUUGAAGAUGCAAGACAGCCACUGAGGUACAGAAUGUUGGUCGGCAUGGUAGAUGUAAUAUUUGCUGACGUUGCCCAACCUGACCAAGCAAGAAUCGUAGCGAUAAAUGCCAACCACUUUCUAAAACCAGCCGGAUGGUUCAUCAUUGCAAUCAAGGCCAACUGUGUAGAUUCGACGGCCAGUCCGGAGGCUGUGUUUGCAGCUGAGGUAGACAAACUACGUAAGGAACAAUGCCGCCCUAGGGAGCAACUCUCUCUAGAACCUUAUCAUCGUGAUCAUGCAGUAGUUAUCGGGCAAUAUCGCAUUAAAAAGAAGAGUACCUAA